CUCGCGGUUGAGUGACGUGGCGGGUUUAGUGUUUGGGAUGUUUUGAUUUGCUGUGACGUUUAUGCGAGUGAACAUAGCAGGAUGGAGGCUACCAACUUGGCUCUCUCACCACGAGACACCAUGAAGCCUCGUAACGAGCAUAAAGGAUUGCAGCUAAAUGCCAAACCCAAUCAAGUUGGCACAGUGCUAUUGUACGGUGUUCCAAUAGUCUCCCUAGUGAUCGAAGGCGUGGAGAGGCUGUGUCUAGCGCAGAUAUCCAACACCCUCCUAAAGCAGUUCUCAUACAACGAGAUCCAUAACAGAAGAGUGGCGUUAGGAAUCACCUGCGUCCAAUGUACACCAGUACAGUUGGAGAUAUUGAGGCGAGCUGGUGCAAUGCCCGUGUCAUCGAGGAGAUGUGGUAUGAUAACAAGGCGGGAAGCUGAGCGUCUGUGCAAGUCGUUUCUUGGAGACAACGCCCCUCCGAGAUUGCCUGAUGACUUCGCGUUCGCUGUACACCAUGAGUGUGCAUGGGGCUGCCGCGGUGCCUUCCUACCGGCCAGGUACAAUUCUUCAAGAGCCAAAUGCAUAAAGUGCGCGUACUGCGGUCUCUUCUUUUCUCCAAAUAAGUUCAUCUUCCAUUCCCACCGCGUUGGUCCAGGAGAUAAAUACAUACAGCCUGAUGCUGCAAACUUUAAUUCCUGGAGACGUCACAUGAAGCUGAGUGGUAGUCCUCCAGAUGAAGUUGUUCACGCUUGGGAAGAUGUGAAGGCAAUGUUUAAUGGUGGAACGAGAAAGAGGAUGCUCUCUGCUGCUAGAAGAGUGCCGAUUUGCAGGCCAGAGCCGGAAACGGGGAGUGAGGCCAAGCGCCCGCCAGCCAGUCCGCCGAGCGCCCACGCCCCCGUGCCCCGGCUGGCCGACUACGUGUGGGGGGCCAGGUUGCCCCUGCCAUAUGCCAUACCGUGGCUGAAGCCUUCAUUGUGGACGCCAGGAGCGCUGACGGCCCUGAGCGGCGUAAGCGCCAUAGAGGAGCCACGCGCGUUUCGUCCAGUCCGCGCGCAUCACCUCGAUUCGCCACAAUUAUCACCAGUCAUCUCACCGCCACGUUCGCCAAACAGAACAUUAACCAGAUCAAGAUCACCGAUAAGAACACCACCGCAACAGAACCGCUCACCACACCGUUCACCACAUCGCUCGCCACAUCGCUCACCACAUCGCUCGUCGAACCGCUCAUCACCCGCACGCUCCGCCAAGAGCGACCGCGACAGCGAUGAGAGUGUUGAUAUUGAGACUACGGAAGAUGAUCAUCAGAAAAACAUGGGAUGUUCAUGGCCGUGCCGCACUGCUCCCACUCCUCGCCCUGAAGACUCCUGCUGGAGCGGCCUAGUGCCUAAAGUUGAAAGAGAAGAGGAUACGAGGGUAGAACCCUGGCGGUUACCAGAUCUCCGACCCGCUCUACACUACAUGCACGACCGUGAAAGAGACGGAUGUGCAGCUUGCGUCGCUCCGUUACCUCUACUUCCUCCGCCUGCACCGGCGCCUCAUUAAAACUCAAAUUAUAGUUAAUAUAUAGCAACACUAUUUAAUAUAUAACAUAUACUUACCUGCUAACAAUAAGUUGCGUUCACCACGACCGAACAAUGCUGACUACCCUAUGUAGGAUUGCAGUC
Achroia grisella is the source of this 1649-nucleotide messenger RNA. RefSeq names its product SKI family transcriptional corepressor 2 (gene fuss). NCBI's taxonomy places the organism in Eukaryota, Metazoa, Arthropoda, Insecta, Lepidoptera, Pyralidae. The transcript is spliced from 11 exons. Gene Ontology annotation, biological process: negative regulation of BMP signaling pathway; negative regulation of transcription by RNA polymerase II. Gene Ontology annotation, cellular component: transcription regulator complex; nucleus. The record is from RefSeq and is a predicted model, not a curated record. Gene Ontology annotation, molecular function: DNA-binding transcription factor activity, RNA polymerase II-specific; RNA polymerase II cis-regulatory region sequence-specific DNA binding; SMAD binding. The coding region runs from base 82 to 1527 and encodes 481 amino acids.